CAAAUCCAUUUUUAUCUUUUUUGUUUCUUUCUGAUUUGACCCAAAAUGUUGAAAUACCAGUGCACCAGCCCUUAAGCUUUGAUUUCAAAGCUUGAUCAGCGCAUUUUUACAACCAUAAAGGUGGAAAGGUAAGCAAUAUUGGGUUGGUUUGGUUAUUGCAAAUGCGUUCUUCAUUGAGAAUCAACUCUAUGAAAAUCUUUGCACCUUUCUUUUUUGGGGGCUAUCUUUCAUUAUGGAAUUGAGGAACCUGGUAAUGGUUAAUUUUCCACAAAUGCAUGAUCUUGUUGGUUUUGGAUGUUCUUGAAUGGUAACUUUCAUAAAGACAGGAAGUAUGGAGAUGACCCAUCAAAGACUUCGUACACAGUUUAGUAAUCUGGCAUUCAAUGUCAAGCUCACUGCGGCUUUUGUUACAAAAGAAGAAUUUUUUGAAGAUAUAUGAUGGAGGCUAGAGAGUGUUUAUAGGUGCAUCAUGGGAUGAGUUUUUAUAUAGAACAAGUUUUUUGUGUUUAGUAUUAUGUACUUCAAUUUGGAGAAGCAGAUUUUUAAUUACUUGUCAUCAAGGAUCUAAAGCUUGAAAGCCAGAGAAUGCUCAUAUGUGAAGCCUCAAAUGAAGUAAACUCCUUUUGAGACCAUGACUAGUGAGGCUCCUGGUACUUCUGGUCAACAGUUCUGCAAAGAUACAAUAAAUCAUGAUCGAAGUAACAAAAGUGCUGCAGAUGACAAUGAAAAUCAUAUUUGUGCACAGACUGGUGAGGAAUUUUCAGCGGAGUUUCUGCAGGAUCGUAUUUCACAAAGAAGAUUGGCCCCAGUAGUGACUGGCGUUGAUCAGCGCCAGUCGAAAAGAGUGGGUUUUAAUUUAAAUAAAAACCAUAAGCUUGUUUAUGAGGAUCUCGCUGGUGUUGUUGGGAUAAGGAGAAUAGAUUCUGACUGCAGUUCAGAAUUCUCAGAUUUUAGUCCAGUGGCUGCUACAGGCUUUGUGGCUGACAUAGAGAAAAAUGUUUAUCCUAGUAACAUAAGCAGAUACCACUGGGAAUAUGGUGCUAUUGGGCAAGUAUCAGGUAAGUUUUCGGAUGAAGUUAAUCGUGAUCGGGUUAUUGGAAAACCAACUACUCCACCUCUUUAUGUACUGGAAUCCCCUCAGUCAUACCAUCCUUAUGGUCAAGUAUUUUCUGAAGGUUCUUUCUCUUUCAAAAUGAAAUUUCUCUGCAGCUUUGGGGGAAGAAUAUUACCAAGGCCAAAUGAUGGGAAGCUCAGAUAUGUGGGUGGAGAUACACGGAUUUUAUCUAUUCGCAAAGGCACCAAUUUGGAGGAACUAAUGAAUAAGACUUUUGCAAUUUGUAACCAACCUCACACUAUUAAGUACCAACUUCCUGGUGAGGAUCUUGAUGCACUUGUAUCUGUGUGUUCGGAUGAGGACCUUCAUCAUAUGAUAGAGGAAUAUCUUGAGCUAGAAAGAACUUCUCAAAGAUUGCGGAUCUUUCUUGUUCCUUUAAAUGAAACUGAGAGCCCAAGUUCUGUGGAAGCAAGGGUAACGCAUCCAAUUGGUGCCGACUCCCAAUUUGUUUUUGCUGUUAAUGGCAUGCUAGACCCAAGUCCUCGGAAAAGUUCCAGUGGGCAAAGUUUGGCCAGUCAGACUAGCCAGUUUGGAAAUACCUCGGAUUAUAGUCCAACUUUUCGUAGAGAAUCUCCUACAGCCACAUAUUUAGAGACCAAAGAUUAUAGUCCCAGUUCCUCAAAUGUGGUGGGAACAUUAACUAAACCUGCUCCUCAGUUCCUAGCCACUCUUCAGAUCCCAAAGAAGUCUUUUAAUCACUCCCCUCCCAUAUCUCCUGUUCCACUACAACAUAGAGAUCCCAAGAGUUCUAAUGUGCAGUUUUAUUUGGAUCGACCAUAUUGUGAUGGUAACGGAGGCAUUGCUCCUUCUGUUAUGGAAAAACUUCCAUGUGACAAUACCUAUUAUCUGGAUGCUGUGGGCUAUAAUGAAAAUCUUCAUCAUGGGCCUCCAGUGUUGAAUUACCAUCAUCAUAACAAAUACUUGGCUGAAACUUCCCGGACAAGAAAGUCCCAGAAUGUGCACUCCCACAAUCGUAGCUUUAGUGAGAAUUCUGUGCCUUCUCCAAAGUAUGGUCAAGGUGGUAUGAACUCUGAGAGACUUGUGCCUCUGGAAAAGGCCCUACAUUCUGAAAAGUCUGUUUCUCAUCCUACAGUGGGAUUAUUUUCAGGGUCUGCUGAUAGAGAUGCUUCUCAUCACAGAAUAAUGCAUGCAGUACUUUCUGACUCUCAGUUGCAGGAACAUGUUCAGAGGUCCUCAGAAGGAGAAGUUAUCUCAGUGUCCUCAUUGAAAUGCAGAAGAGCAAAAUCACCUUCACUGAAGAUGCAAAGAUCCUCGCAAGAAUGGCCUGUGCAACAGGAAGACAUGGUUGAUGGGAAACAUGAAAUGGUUGAAUACAGUAAUCAAUUCACAAUCAGGAAACCUGACCAAUGUAAGGAGGAACAAGGUCUGGGGAUGUUGAACCUGACAGACAGGAAUGACACUUGUGCUGAUAAAAACUGGAACAACUUUGAAGGAAGUGUUGAUGAUAUAUCAAAUGAUACUGUCAUGGAAUUUAAGAAGGUUAAAAAUGUGAACUGCCUGAGCAGUGUUUCCUUAUCUUCAGAUGAUUCACAAUUCCCCAGAGGUGGGGUUUCUGGUUUACCAAUUUCUGAAAAUGAAGGUUCUAAAGAUACUAUGGGUCGCCAAGGCUACGAAUUUGACACAACUUCUCAGUUUUUUCUUAGGAGCCAAAGUUGUACAAGGGAUCAGCAGUGUGCUACAACUGAGAGACUAAGUGUGACACCAGGGAUCAGCAGGGUUGCCACUCAGGAAUUCUUAGAUAAAUUGGCUACAAGUGCUGCUUCAGACGGAGAAUAUUCUCCCCUUGACAAGGACCCUGUGAAUUAUCCUGAGUAUGUGGUCGAAAACGUAGGUCUUAGCAGACAGUCUUCUGAGGUAACCAAGUGUGACGAUGCUAUCCCUGUCCAGUCACAGUGCUUGGAUAAUCAUCAUGACAACAAGGCGACGGAAUCAGUAGUUGUUGAGGACUUAACUAAUAGUACACCACCAGGUAUCCCCUCCUCUAAAGUGGCCUAUCAUGUCUCAAAUAUAGAAGAUGAGGACAGUGAUGAAUGUUCGUCUCCUAGAGAAAUAGACACAGGAAGUACAGCUCCAGAAUCUGAUGACAAGGGUGUGACAGCUGAUGGCAAUCAUAGGCAUGAAACUAUUAGCGAUGUUGCAAUAGCUGAAAUGGAAGCGGGCAUCUAUGGUUUGCAGAUCAUAAAGAAUGAUGAUCUCGAAGAACUGCAAGAGUUAGGAUCUGGUACAUAUGGAACUGUCUAUCAUGGGAAGUGGAGAGGAACAGAUGUUGCUAUUAAAAGAAUAAAAAAGAGCUGUUUCUCCGGCAGAUCAUCGGAGCAAGAGCGACUGACUAAAGACUUCUGGAGAGAGGCAAAGAUUCUGUCCACCCUUCACCAUCCAAAUGUUGUAGCAUUUUAUGGGGUGGUGCCUGAUGGGCCUGGGGCAACAUUGGCAACUGUAGCUGAAUUUAUGGUGAAUGGAUCACUGAGACAUGUCCUAAUAAGGAAGGAUAGAGUGCUUGAUCGUCGAAAGAGGCUCAUAAUCUUAAUGGACGCAGCUUUUGGCAUGGAGUAUUUGCAUUUGAAAAAUAUUGUCCACUUUGAUUUGAAGUGUGACAAUUUGCUUGUUAAUCUGAGGGAUCCUGAACGUCCCAUAUGCAAGGUUGGAGAUUUUGGGUUGUCAAGAAUCAAACGCAACACACUAGUAUCUGGUGGCGUACGAGGAACCCUUCCGUGGAUGGCACCAGAAUUAUUAAAUGGAAGCAGUAACCGGGUCUCCGAGAAGGUUGAUGUUUACUCAUUUGGUAUUGUAAUGUGGGAGAUCCUGACUGGGGAGGAACCGUAUGCUAACAUGCACUGCGGUGCUAUCAUAGGGGGAAUUGUAAAUAACACACUGAGGCCUCCUAUUCCAAAGCGUUGUGAUUCUGAGUGGAAAAUUUUAAUGGAACAGUGCUGGUCACCGGAUCCUGCUGAUCGCCCGUCAUUCACAGAGAUUACACACAGGCUGCGUGAUAUGUCAACGGCACUCCAGAAAAAGCGCCCUAAUCUUGCAAGUAGAUGAAACUUAAAUCCCUCAUGUAAGUCAGACUCACUAACAUAGAAACAGUUUCAACACUUAGUAUAAUUAAUAUUCCUGUAAAUUUUGAUCUUCAUAGACUGAAUACAUGAAUGAAAUCUAUAAAUUUUUCCA
Molecule: messenger RNA, 4303 nt
Organism: Prunus dulcis (almond)
Lineage: Eukaryota; Viridiplantae; Streptophyta; Magnoliopsida; Rosales; Rosaceae
Exons: 10
Coding region: 632-4174 (1180 amino acids)
Biological process (GO): signal transduction; protein phosphorylation
Cellular component (GO): cytoplasm
Molecular function (GO): protein kinase activity; ATP binding; protein binding
Source: RefSeq, a predicted model, not a curated record